GGAUCCGGACUACAACUCCCAGAAUGCCCCGCGCUCCGCUCGCCACCCGUACCCCUGUCGCUUUUCGCCGCCAAAGGUUCCCUCUCCCCGUGAGGCUCGCGGGCUCGGGACUAGACUCUGCGACGCGAGCACUGCCUGGGGUGACAUGGCCUUGUACUUGGGCAGGUUGGGCACAGGCCCCUGCUGGCGCGCGGCAUGGGGCGGCCGCGGGGAGCUGCGCGCCUGGUCGCGGCGCAGCACGGCCCGACCCAUCUGCCGGCCCCCUGGCACGGCUGGCACGGAGCAGACCCGGGGGUUGGGGCACGGCCCCACGGUGCGAGGCGGUCCCUGGCCGGGGACCGGGCUGGCGGCGGCUUUGGGGGGGUUGGUAGGGCUGGCCGCCGCCGCCGCCUUCGGACACGUGCAGCGGGCAGAGAUGGUGCCCAAGAGCUCGGGGGCGCGCAGCCCCUCUCCCGGGAAGCCCGAGGAGGAAGACGAGCUGGCCCGCCGCUGCAAGUGCUUCAUGGCUUUGCCUGUGACCGACCUGCACGAGCUGCGGAGGAGGCCAGGCGACAUGAAGACCAAGAUGGAGCUGCUGAUCCUGGAGACCCAGGCCCAGGUGUGCCAGGCGCUGGCACAGGUAGACGGGGGCGCCAGUUUCUCUGUGGACCGGUGGGAGAGGAAGGAAGGAGGUGGUGGCAUCAGCUGUGUACUUCAAGAUGGACGUGUGUUUGAAAAGGCUGGGGUGAGCAUUUCUGUUGUCCACGGAAAUCUUUCUGAGGAAGCUGCGAAACAGAUGAGGAGCAGAGGAAAAACUCUGAAGAAGACGAAAGAUGGUAAACUGCCAUUUUGUGCAAUGGGUGUGAGCUCUGUUAUCCAUCCCAAGAAUCCUCAUGCUCCCACUAUCCAUUUCAAUUACAGAUACUUUGAAAUAGAAGAAGCUGAUGGUAACAAGCAGUGGUGGUUUGGUGGUGGAUGUGACCUCACUCCAACGUACUUGAACCAAGAGGACGCUGUCCAUUUUCACAGAACUUUAAAGGAGGCUUGUGAUCAGCACGGUCCAGAUCUCUACCCCAAAUUUAAAAAAUGGUGUGACGAUUACUUUUUUAUAGCCCAUCGUGGAGAGCGGAGGGGCAUCGGUGGGAUUUUUUUCGAUGACCUUGACUCUCCAUCCAAGGAGGAGGUGUUUCGCUUUGUGCAGAGCUGUGCCCAGGCAGUCGUACCUUCUUAUAUUCCCCUUGUGAAAAAGCACUGUGAUGACUCAUUCACGCCCCAAGAGAAGCUGUGGCAGCAACUCAGAAGAGGACGGUAUGUUGAAUUUAACCUGCUGUAUGAUCGGGGUACAAAGUUCGGCCUCUUCACUCCAGGGUCCAGGAUUGAAAGCAUCUUGAUGUCACUACCUCUCACUGCACGAUGGGAGUACAUGCAUUCACCCUCAGAGAAUUCCAAAGAAGCUGAAAUUCUGGAAGUUCUGCGCCACCCGAGGGACUGGGUGCAUUGACGCAGGCAGAGCAGCUGUGCUGGGGCUUGGGAGCGCAGGUGUGUGUCCCCUCGCUGCGCUGGCCUGCACUGUUGCCACUGUGUGGCAGUUGGUAGGUGCUAGAAUGUGUUGGAUGUUGUCAGUGAUGCGUGGUCAGAUGGCAGAUUGGUAGAGUCGAUUGAUUAAAAACUUAUUUUUUAUGACUAGUUUAUAGAAUUUGACAUGGAGUUUCCAAGUACUGAGAUAAGGGAACAUAAAUAUUGGAUGUGCCAGGAAACUCUUCUUAUUUUUGUUUUAUGUAUUUUUUUAAGUUUUAGUUUGUGUCACAAAAAUCACUGAUGUUGGCUACAUUUUAUUUUCAUUAAUUUUGUGAAGUUGAACCUUCUUAGUAAUUUUAGAACAUACAUUGAAGGUUAAAGUUUUACUUUGUUAUGACAGAAGUCUCUUUGAUAUAAUCUUUAUGUAUUUUUCUCCAGAGACUGUGUAUUAUAAAAUGAAUAUUCAUUUUUAUAAUGAUAGUUAUUUAGGAACACUUGGAAUUUUCCUGAUCUCUGCAUAUGCUAUGUUUCAGUGACUUGUAGUUUUAACUUUAAAGUGACAAUUAUGUUAUUUAAACAGGGGAUGUCUAGGUUGUAUUUUUGACUUUUCUGGAACUGUAAUUUGUUAAUAUUUGGAUUCUCUGCUCUUUUGAGUGUAAAGCUUAUAUCCCUGUAUUCUGAUACUUAAAGUUUGCUAUUCCAGACAUUUCUACAUGGAACUUCAGACCAAGAACAAUCCUAGGAUGUUGUAAAUUUAGGAAAUCUCUCUCAUUUGGAAAAUGAAAUGAGUAGUAUUUUCUUUCUUUAAUUAAAGCAGAUGUAACUUAAAUGAGAAGCCAUGUAGGCAUUUUAUACAAAUAUUUCUUUAUAAAACUAAGUGAGAUCAUCCUCAUUUUCAAAUGAGAGAGUCUACAAUUCUAUGUUCUUAAGAGAAAAAUCACAACAGGAUUCUUAAUGUACAACUUAUUUGUUUAUAACAUGAGCAUAUUAUUUUAUUUGAUUCAUAAUGUAUUGAAGAUUAUAGGGAAUAGAUUCUCAAAUAUGUUAAGCACUGUCCUGGCAUAUAUUGAAUAUAUGUGAUUGUGUGUGACUCUUUUAGGGCUGGAAAAUGUAUAAAUUCUUCAACUGUUUUACAAUAAAUCUAAUAAAUUUUAUUAUGAAAUAAAAUAAGAAAAUUUUA
Messenger RNA from Oryctolagus cuniculus (rabbit), 2677 nucleotides. RefSeq names its product coproporphyrinogen oxidase (gene CPOX). Gene Ontology annotation, molecular function: coproporphyrinogen oxidase activity. The record is from RefSeq and is a predicted model, not a curated record. NCBI's taxonomy places the organism in Eukaryota, Metazoa, Chordata, Mammalia, Lagomorpha, Leporidae. Gene Ontology annotation, cellular component: cytoplasm.